UCAAGAUGGCGGCGGCGGCGGCGCCCGCUUGGACGGCGCUGAGCUGGGACAUCCCUCCCCAAAACGGUCACGAUGUGUAUUUCUCACGAGACCUUUAUGAGAAAUAUUCUCUGGCUCCAACCCUCUCCGAACUAAUGUCGUUCUCAAAAAGGCCCUUGGAGAACAAAGCUGCUCCGUCACACUCGGGGCCCGAAAAGCAGCAGCAGCCUGCCCAAGAGACUGCCGUGAAAACAGAGCCCUCUGUGGCCCCUCCCCAGGAGCCCCGGGUCCCCUACCCCUAUGUUUCCAGCCUGUCUGAGAAAGAGCAAAGGAGAUACUUGUUUCUUUUGUCUGAGUAUUUAAAUGCCGACCCAAAGCUCUUAGCCUGGUCUCAGCAAAGGAAUUACACUCAGUAUCUGCAAAUGAAAGAAUUUGUGAGCAAAGAAGUUGCAGAAUUCUUGAAAUUUGCCCGGAAUGCUGCUAGAAGCUGUGCUAAAGAUUACAGUGACAUCUCUGAAGAUGCCUUGCUGUACACCAAGGAUUUCCUGAGCGCUCGUAUGGGCUGCGUGAAGAAUUACCCUGAAUGGUAUUCUCUACACGAAGUUACCAGCCUCAUGGGUGGACGAUUUAGUAGAGAGCUGACCCUGAAGUUUGAAAAAAGUCUUCUUGCCUUGGGAAUGGUGCACCUUGUUAAGCGAUUCUUCCCCAAGCUGCCAACAUCAAUUAAUUUACCUGCGGAUCAAGCUAAGCAUGAACGACUCUGUGGGACUCCGGAGCACCGUGCUGCCCAGCUGCACAAUGACAUUAGCACUGACCCAAAUGCUGAAAAACUGGCUGCCAAAUAUUGUCCUCAGGUGGUUUUGACCGGUGAAUCUUUAUAUACUCUGUUGAACAAUCAUGGCCUGGAUUAUAAGCAGCAGUGGGAACUUCCUGUGUCGGUGAAAACAGUUUCUCUUGCUGGCCUGAAACCAGUCAAAGUGGCCUACAUCAACCCGCCUCUCCCGAAGAAGGAGAUGAGCGUGAGGGAAAAAAACCAGUUUUUCCAUGAAUUCCUAGCAGAUUUUCACAUGACGAAGCAAUCCAGUAUUGUAUCCCGGGCUGUGAUACUAGACAAGCCGUCAGAAGAGCUGCCGGGAGCAGAGCUAAAAACCUGCCCAGGCAGACCCUCACAGGAAUCCGUUUCUGCAGAUCUGGACUUCGAUACGGAUGUCACCAAACUGGAGAGUUUUGCCUCGGCCACAAGGCCUCUGAGCGCUUCUCUGGCUGAGGUCUCCCCUGCAAAGCCGGCCGGAUUGUCUGCGGUCUUCUCGGAGCACCUGAAAAUGGAAAAGGGGCAGGAAGGGAGGAGGAGGAGUAAAGCAAAGGACCAGGAAACAGACUUCAGCAGCAGGAAGGCCUCGGCCUCGGGAAAGAGCCUCCCGGAUUUGGAUAGUGAGGGAAACUCGUCGGGUGAAGCUUUCGAUCUGAUGGAAACAGACCCAGAUGGCAGAAGCCUUGCUUUGGCCAAAGAGAAAAAUGUGGACUGCAAUAUCUUGAUCGCUUCUCCGGAUAAAAAUUACAAUAUCAGUGAAGGAACUGCUGAAGACGUCCGAUCCCCUGCCCUGUCCUGCAGCAGUGACACGGAUGGAGAACAUCUGAUCAUCGACGCAGAACGUGAACCUGGCCACACGUCUCAACCUGGCGUGGUCCCUUCCAACCCCAGCUCUCCUUCCCCCAGCCCUGGAGAGGCUUUCCUCUCAGAAAAACCAGCCGAGUCUUCGGAGACGCAUGCAAAGACUUCUCCCUGCAAGCUUCGGCCACGAUUAUCCCAGAAAAUCGAUCCCCUGGGGCAGAUUUUGAAAAUGCAAACGAAGCUCCUGAAGCCCCCUUCUCCAAAUUCUCAGGGGCACCUGCUGGUAACCAGUGAAAGGAGUUUGAAUCCUACUCAAGGCCAGGCAGAUGCCCCUUCUCUCCCUUUGGCCUCUUCAGUUGUGGAGCCAGGACAAACUACGGUAACAAAUGCAGGCACCGCCUCCAAGUUCACCUGGGCAACCUAUUACCAGGGGCCUCAGAAAGGGAUGCUGUGGGACGCAGUUGAAGAGACGGCCAGCUACGAGCCUCCUCAGCACGGCAACCUGGUCUACAAAUUGUACAGCUUGGACGACAUGCUGCUGUUGGUGAGGACCACCAUCCAGAAAGUCGAGUUGAGACCCCAUCAGAAAAAGGCGAAAUUCAGGAGGCACUUUCCUGUUUACGUGUUGCCAAAGUUGGAAUACCAGGCCUUCUACGGCGUAGAAACAUUGACUGAAGACGAAGUCUGUCGGCUGUGGACCGAAAGCUUGUUACAUUCCAAUACUUCAUUCACUGUGGGUCACAUCGAUGCCCUGACUUCACAACUCUUCCUGCUUGAGCGGCUGACGGGGAAGGCCUUGAAAAGACGAUUCGGCACAUUUAAUCCAACCAAUUCAUUACAUAUUCUCCAAAACAUCUUGAAGAAAGUGGCUGGCUUGCAGGAGGGCUCCUUCCUCUUGACUCACCUGGCGGGAGACUCCUCGGUGUCCAUCUACAAGAGCUCGGAUGGAAUUGCCACUCGGGCCAUGUACAACCUGCACGCCGCUCACGCCGACCUGCCCCCCGCCCCGGCUGCCCUCUCGGUGCCCUGGGUCCCCCUCGACCCCAACAUCCCUCUGCCGCAUCACUUUGCUCAGGGCCGCGUCCCGUGCACUUUCCCACCGGUGCCGGACAAGGGCGCCAGGACCACAAAGAUGAGCAGGAAGGCCAAAGCUUUCCCCGGCACACCCAGCCACCGAGGGCCAAUCUCCACGGAAUCCAGGGACGGUUCCCUCCAGGCUGAGCCCCCAAGAAAGAAGCGUGGGGCUGCGCAGAAGCCGGCAAAUCAAGGCCCAAACCGGAAAUUCUGGAAAAAGAAGCGCCUCAACCAAGCCACGUGACUGAAUCGUGAGCAGGAACAGCAGUUUUUCUACAGCAAAAGAGCCUCUUCACCAGUGAAUGAAGAAGGUGGGGGACAAUUCCAUCAGACCGGGCGCGGUUGCCAGGCAGGGCAGCCAUGAAACCUUUCCACGUCUUCGGCAUUUGAGGAGUUUCUCCUGCGUCGAGAACACCUGGAGCAACACGGGAAGGAGGGCAGCCAACUCUGCACCGAUCACAACUGCUUAUAUAUCGCCAUUUGUUCCCAGUAAUGUUACUGGGUGGAAACCAAGCCCUGCGGUAGCUUUCCGUUAAAAUGGGCAGUUGCAUUUAAAGAGUUCUGCUCUUUUUGGGCAGCUGGAGCGGAGGUGGUAGAGAACAGAUCUUACUUUAAAUUUCCCUGCCCUUUUCUGCAGGUUGCAGGAAUGUCAGGAAAACAGUCUCAGCCACAGCCACAAACUGCUUUCAAGUUUAAAUGUUGCUUUUAGAGGUCUCUGAUUUGGGCAUUUAGGUGUUUUGAGGGUUUAAAACAAGGGUGCCCAACCUUAGCAACUUUAAGACCUGUGGACUUCAACUUCAGUUUAUUUAUUUAUUUCCUUUUUCAGAGGGUCAAAGUGAGUACUGGGGUGGCUUUGAGCGUAGGUGUCUUUGUCUUUUCAAAAUACAGUUAAAAUUCCCCCGUGGCUGAUUUCUAAUUUCUUUCUUUCUUUCUUCUUUUUGUGGAAUACAUAUUUGAAUUUUGCUUGGGCUUUUUGCCCAGCUUGUACGCUCAUUGUCAUUUGGCACUAUUUUGUAUGCCAGACUAAUUAACAUUGGAGUCGGUGGUUGCGUGGCCGCAGUUGUGUAGUGCUCCUGCCCCAGGCGAGAUCAGGAUGAAGUGGGCAGGGCAGCCUUGAUGUCACGGCACAGAAAAGUUUUCAGCCAAAGCAUCGCCAUGUUUUUGCAAAGUUACACCCGGUGUCUGAGACAUCAGCCCUCCUGUCUCACAUUCCAGGCACUAAAGUUUUCAGAUAUAUUUUUGUUGUUGUUGUUGUGGGUGUUUCUGCACUGAUAUUUAUUUAUUUAUUUUAGGCACGGUUUAUUUCUUAGGAUCCCUGCCUAAAUGCAGGGCUUUCCCCAAGAAAGAACGUGGUUUCAGUUUGGUUUGUACGUCGCCACGUAACGCUCUCCUAGUUCCCGAAGAGCCGUGAGUUUUUCAUCCGGUUGCCACAACAAACGCCGUCUUUGUUUCUGCCGUCUGCUGGGGUUGGCUGGUUUCAGUGAGAAGGUAGAGCCUUUCGGUUGCAGUGUUGCUUCACAUCAGGUUUUCUUUCAAAAUCCAAUCUGACCUCCCACAAGGAAAAUGUUUCGGAGAUGAGUCAUGCACAAUAACCGGGUGGGGUGGGGUUCCCGAAGCUUUGGCUGGCUCCAGAGAGGGAUUUAAAAAACUCUGCUUGACAACAGAGGAGAUAUCUGGAAGGCUUUUCCUCUGAACUCGGCCUCUGCAAUUAAGGUCCAAAGUUCCACUCGAGCGCGUUGCGGCAAAACGGACUUCUUAAAGGCAGCCGUAGCUUCUUCGCUGCUCGGGGACACAGGCCGUUCAGCUGCUCUAAGGGAAAUUUGGUGCCUGUUCAGCGCUGCUUUGGCUGGCUGGCUGGGUGGGUGGGUUUUGUGGGUGGCUGAAUGGGGGCUUUAACUUGGCCCCUUUUUAUAGUGUGUUAAAAAAAGGGGAAUUCUGCAUUGGGAAGUUUUUGAGGGUUUGAAAUGGGGGUGUCCGCCCUUAGCAACUUCUUAAGUCCUGUGGAUUUCAACUCCCAGGAUUCUGGGAGUUGAAGUCCAGAGGUCUUAGAAUUGUGCCAAGUUUGGACACUCCUGGUUUAAAAGAAUUUAACUUCCGAUUUGCAAUUUUCCUUGCAGUUACUAUUUCAGUCAGUCUCGUCAAGCUGUUAUGGUGGCCCUGUGCAGCAUGGACAUGUAGGAAGAUAAGCUUAAGUCUCUCUUAUUUUAGGGAUCUGUGCACCCACCGUAAGAUUAAAUCUGCUUUGGAAAUCGAUUUGCUUCAGUUCGUCCCUGAAUCUGAGUGGGAGACUGGCCAACAACGCCUGUCCCAAUCCAAAGCAAAGUUCAGAAAUUCAUACUUCCCUUUUGACUCUCCACAGGAAAUCCACAAACGGCUGUAAUUUAGUUUUUCUGCUACAGAAAAAUAACGUGCAAUUUGCAGGACUCGGAGAUGUUCCCCAAACACCCAUCAGCCCCGCCUCUUCCGUUCGUGAUUUUCCCCGGCUGUGUGUGUAAUAAAAUGAAAACAUAGGUAA
Messenger RNA from Pantherophis guttatus, 5180 nucleotides. RefSeq names its product interactor of little elongation complex ELL subunit 2 (gene ICE2). Gene Ontology annotation, cellular component: transcription elongation factor complex. Lineage: Eukaryota; Metazoa; Chordata; Lepidosauria; Squamata; Colubridae. The record is from RefSeq and is a predicted model, not a curated record. Gene Ontology annotation, biological process: positive regulation of transcription by RNA polymerase III; snRNA transcription by RNA polymerase III; snRNA transcription by RNA polymerase II.